Molecule: messenger RNA, 654 nt
Organism: Athalia rosae (coleseed sawfly)
Lineage: Eukaryota; Metazoa; Arthropoda; Insecta; Hymenoptera; Athaliidae
Product: turripeptide Lol9.1-like
Exons: 3
Coding region: 166-432 (88 amino acids)
Molecular function (GO): protein binding
Source: RefSeq, a predicted model, not a curated record
CUCGAUUCCCGAUUUUAAUCAAAUUGAUAAUGAACGAACGUAUCAUAGGCCACGUAGGUACAAACCGAGUACUAAAAGAGCAGGUAGCAAUCAGAAAAUUCAGUAAUUCCAAUCUAGUGUUGAUCAUAUAACGUCACGAUAGAAUUGAAAACGACCUAAAGAAAGAUGAAAUUCCUCUGCGUUGCAUUGUUGUUGGCGAUGGUCGCCUUCGUCGCAUCUAGCGAAGAAGCGUUACCACCUUGCCUAUGUUCAAGGAUAUAUUCCCCGGUUUGCGCUAGCAAUGGAAAAACUUAUGCCAGCAAAUGCGAGUUUCGGUGUCACAAAACGGAGCUUCAGCGACGUGAUGUGGUUGGCGAAAUCGAUUUGAAGAUCGUGAGGACUGGAGCAUGUGACGGUCCUGAAAUUCCUGAGUUGGAGGAUAUUUUCGAAUAAGGAUGUGUUACGAAUGAACACCCCUGAUUGUUCCAACUGCGUCUACCAAUAUACAGCGUAGUAUUCUGCAUUUAGAGCUUGGUAAAUCCGGCGCUGCUAACGUUUGGCAAACAAUAUCUUUGAACAAUAUUAUGGAAUAGUUUUAAUCAUUUGAAUAACUAAACUUUGAUGAUUAUAACAAUAUAACAAGGAAAUAAUAAAGAAACAAUUAAUGCAACUGUA